ACCUGUGUUGUGUCACCGUGAGAAAGAAAAAUGAACUAUGAAGUUUUCAAUAAAUUUUGAAAAUAAGCUUUGUUUAAUGUUUUCUUGAUGAAUACAUAGCAUUACUACAAAAUCGGGUUAUCACUCAAUCAAAGUCAAUUAGAUCUCGGGCACCAGAAAUGGAGCUCAGGGUAGGGAACAGAUACCGACUAGGACGUAAAAUAGGAAGUGGAUCUUUUGGAGAUAUUUACUUAGGAACCAACAUUUCUACAGGUGAAGAAGUAGCAAUCAAGUUAGAAUGUCUAAAGACAAGACAUCCUCAGUUGCACAUAGAAUCACGAUUUUACAAGAGUAUGCAAGGAGCAGGUGAUUUUUCUAUGACUAAUGCAUGCAUUUUAUCUUUAAAUUAUACUGUAUUAGUACCUACAUUCUAUUUUUGUCCAUCGCUCGAAGAUCUCUUCAACUUCUGUUCUAGGCGUUUCUCACUGAAGACUGUUCUUCUAUUAGCUGACCAACUUAUUACUAGAGUAGAUUAUAUACACACUCGAAGCUUUAUACAUCGAGACAUAAAACCGGAUAACUUCUUGAUGGGUCUUGGCAAGAAGGGUAACAUUGUGUACAUAAUAGACUUCGGUUUGGCGAAGAAAUACAUGGAUCCUAGGACGCGUUUCCACAUCGACUAUCGUGAAAAUAAGAACCUAACCGGCACUGCCAGAUAUGCCAGUAUAAAUACACAUCUUGGUAUAGAACAAAGUAGAAGAGAUGAUCUUGAAUCGUUGGGAUACGUGCUAAUGUACUUCAACCGCGGGUCAUUGCCCUGGCAGGGACUGAAGGCUGCCACCAAGCGCCAGAAGUACGAACGAAUCAGCGAAAAGAAAAUGUCCACCCCGGUCGAUGAACUGUGCAAGGGUCAUCCAGUGGAAUUUUCGGUGUAUAUCAAUUACUGUAGGAUGUUAGGGUUUGACGAGAAACCCGACUACUCGUACCUGAGGCACCUUUUCAGGGGCAUAUUCGUCAGGCAAGGCUUCACCUAUGACUACGUUUUUGACUGGAAUAUGCUCAAGUUUGGCGGAUCGAGGCAUAGAGACAAGGACCAGCAGCAGCAACAACAGCAACAGGAUGAGCAACAGCAGCAGCAACGCAACAACCCGAAGAUGUAUGUGGUAGAGGGCGGUCAGGUGGCUGGGGGGGCAGGUGGCGCUCCCGCCCUGGUGGCGGCCGGCGGCGGAACUGCUGGGCGACGCGCCACCCGCAACUCGUCCGAGCUCAUCGGCUCGCCAAACGUGUGGAGGCCCAAUCCCAACAACACCACCAGAUCUACCACCGCGCGCGGCCGAGCGCUGACCGCCAGCAAUAUGGAUGCGACCAAUCAGCAGCAGGUGGGUGGGGCUCAGGCCCCGCCUACGGCCCCGCCCCCCCUGUCCAGUGCGCAGGCGCAGGACCACCGCCUCUCCAUCAGGCUGCAUCGCGGCCCACCCAGUCCCAGUCUAGCCGACACCAUCGAUCUGUCGCAGAUGCCGGCGCUAUCAAAGCAAACAAAGUCUAUUAAUCAUCAUUUGGAUAGUAAAAAACGGUGA
Molecule: messenger RNA, 1556 nt
Organism: Nilaparvata lugens (brown planthopper)
Lineage: Eukaryota; Metazoa; Arthropoda; Insecta; Hemiptera; Delphacidae
Product: casein kinase I
Exons: 10
Coding region: 159-1556 (465 amino acids)
Biological process (GO): signal transduction; endocytosis; peptidyl-serine phosphorylation
Cellular component (GO): cytoplasm; nucleus
Molecular function (GO): ATP binding; protein serine/threonine kinase activity
Source: RefSeq, a predicted model, not a curated record